CGGAGUCCCGAAUAGAAUCCGAUCACUUUCCCGCCUCUUCCGAAGGCUUAUAUGCGGGGUGUCUUUGCUCGACAAAAGGGCCUAGCGUUCUUUUCGAUAGCGUUGUUCGUUGCGUGUUUGUGGAAGUUUAGCCGAUCAAAAAGAAUCAUCCAAAAUGGCUGAAGACGGUGAUGUUGAAAACGAAUUGUUGGAUUACGAAGAAGAGGAAAAUGAAGCACCAGCAGAGGGAGCCCAGGCCAUCAAAGAUCAGGCUAAGAAAGAUGUCAAAGGAACCUAUGUGAGCAUUCACAGUUCUGGUUUCCGAGAUUUUCUUCUCAAGCCUGAACUUCUGCGAGCCAUCGUCGACUGUGGAUUUGAACAUCCAUCGGAAGUCCAACACGAAUGCAUCCCCCAGGCCAUCUUAGGUAUGGAUAUUAUCUGUCAAGCAAAGAGUGGUAUGGGCAAGACCGCUGUGUUUGUCCUUGCAACACUACAACAACUUGAACCAGUGGAUGGCCAGGUUAGCGUACUGGUUAUGUGCCAUACGCGUGAGCUGGCGUUCCAGAUUCACAAGGAGUAUGAGCGGUUUUGUAAGUACAUGAGUAAUAUCAAGAUUGCAGUGUUCUUUGGAGGCAUCAACAUCAAGAAAGACCAACAGACCCUCAAGACCAACUGCCCCCACAUCGUCGUUGGCACUCCUGGUCGCAUACUGGCCUUGACGAGAGAGAAGACGCUGAAUCUCAAGCACGCCAAGCACUUUAUCCUUGACGAAUGCGACAAGAUGCUUGAACAGCUUGACAUGCGUCGAGAUGUUCAAGAAGUAUUCCGCAUGACGCCCCAUGAGAAACAAGUGAUGAUGUUCAGUGCCACACUUCCCAAGGAGAUCCGCUCAGUCUGCAAAAAGUUUAUGCAAGAUCCUAUGGAGGUGUAUGUUGACGACGAGACCAAGCUCACACUUCACGGUCUGCAGCAGUACUAUGUCAAACUGAAAGAUAACGAAAAGAACAGGAAACUAUUUGACCUGCUAGAUUUGCUGGAAUUUAACCAGGUUAUCAUCUUCGUCAAGUCUGUUCAAAGAUGUACAGCCUUGUCCCAUCUUCUCCUCAAACAGAAUUUCCCUGCCAUCUGCAUCCAUCGCGGCAUGAAACAGGAAGAGAGAUUAGCAAGGUAUCAGCAAUUCAAGAAUUUCGAAAAGAGGAUGCUUGUUGCCACCAACCUAUUUGGACGUGGCAUGGAUAUAGAGCGAGUUAACAUCGUCUUUAACUAUGACAUGCCUGAGGACUCUGACACCUACCUCCACAGGGUGGCCAGAGCCGGACGAUUUGGUACCAAGGGACUUGCCAUCACAUUUGUAUCUGAUGAAGCAGAUGCCAAGACACUAAACGAGGUGCAAGACAGAUUUGAAGUCAACGUUGGUGAACUUCCGGACGAGAUAGACAUGUCAUAUGUUGAACAAGCACGCUAAAAGAGACCUUGAAUCACGAACACACAACAAGAAUCAGAUACAAGGAACAAUGCAUAUCAGUCUACAUCUUUGUAUUAUAAACACGCUCAAAGCAUUUCAAGUUUUUGUAUAGUUUGUAAUACAGCGUGUGACUUCGUUUUUAACUACUUUCCUUGGAAUGUAUUGUAAAUUCAAAUAAUCAGAGGCUGAUCAAGUGCUGAGAUGUAUCCCAUUUAUUGGUUUAAUGCCUAACACUAGGAUUUAUUUAAAUUGACUUGCUUGUGAAGCCAGGCACGACCUUGCAGCUCUUAGUAAGCCCUCUGUACUUUUUAGUUCAUGUCUUGUAUUUUUUUUUAUCUUUGUUUGAUAUAAUUUACUCUGCUGAUUGGAAAUGUUAAGUGUUUUAGACAGUAUGUGACAAUAAAAACGUUUUUGUA
Molecule: messenger RNA, 1860 nt
Organism: Nematostella vectensis (starlet sea anemone)
Lineage: Eukaryota; Metazoa; Cnidaria; Anthozoa; Actiniaria; Edwardsiidae
Product: spliceosome RNA helicase Ddx39b
Exons: 9
Coding region: 155-1444 (429 amino acids)
Biological process (GO): mRNA splicing, via spliceosome; mRNA export from nucleus
Molecular function (GO): RNA helicase activity; RNA binding; ATP binding
Source: RefSeq, a predicted model, not a curated record